AUGAAUGCUAAGGUGGGGAUGGACAACACAGGCAGAGAAGAGGUGAUGGGUAACCAUGGGGCAAGAGCCGUGAUGAAUGAAAAUGGUGAGAGGUGGGCGAACUUCUGUCAGGCAAACGAGCUGGUAAUCGGUGGAACGCUGUUCCCCCAUAAGGAUUGUCACAAGCGGACAUGGAGAUCUCCUGAUGGUGUUAUUGUGAAUCAGAUCGACCAGCUGGCAUUUAGCAGGAGAUGGAGGAGUUCACUGCAGGACGUUCACGUGCUGCGUGGGGAAGACGUUGGGUCAGACCACCAUUUGUUGAUGGCAAAAGUCAGGCUAAAGAUUUCCAAAGUGAGGAAAGCGGAAAGUGGCCGGGUGCGUUUUGAGGUCAGCAAGCUGAAAGACUUGGAGGUUGGGAACGCAUUUAAGCUAGCGCUGCACAACAGAUCUGAGGGUCUACAGCAGUUGAUGGGGAAGGAGGAGAUGCUAGUGGAUGACGAAUGGAGGCUGAUCGAACAAGGUGGUACACAAUGGACAGAGGAUCCAAUCACUGAAUACGAGGACGGGGUGAGAAAAGGCUGCCUGAUAUCUCCCCUGCUGUUUCUAGUCGGCCUGGAUUUGGUGACGAGGAAAGCCUUCGACAGGAUGAGAGGUAUUCAGUGGACCUUUAUCACAUGCACAGAUGACCUUGACUUUGCCGAUGAUCUGACCUUACUGUCGCACAGAAUACAGGAUAUGAGGCAGAAGACACGAGCCUUAGAGAUACAAGGUGCGAAGGUAGGCCUGAAGAUCAAUGCCAUCAGGACAAAGUUAAUGCGUAUUGGUACCAAACGUGGCGAUGGUGUGUCGAUUGCAGGGGGCAGAUUGAGGAAGUGGGUGAGUUUACAUACCUCGGGAGCAUUGUAA
This is a messenger RNA of Stylophora pistillata, 885 nucleotides long. Its product is annotated as protein CFDP2. The record is from RefSeq and is a predicted model, not a curated record. NCBI's taxonomy places the organism in Eukaryota, Metazoa, Cnidaria, Anthozoa, Scleractinia, Pocilloporidae.